UGUAAACUUCGGCUCGUUCAUCCGGUAGCGCACAGCGGCGGUUUCAGCGGUUCUGCUGGACUGAGUUCGGUUAUUCGGGAUGGCGGCUCUGCACCCCGGUGAUCCGCAGCUGGUGUCGAUGAUCGUGAAUCAUCUGAAGACGGAAGGACUGUUUGAUCAGUUCCGCAGAGACUGUCUGGCGGACGUGGACACAAAGCCAGCGUAUUUACACUUACGACAGCGAGUGGACAACUUUGUGUCCAACCAUCUGGCCAAUCACACAUGGAGUCCACAACUGAACAAGAACCAGCUGAGGAACAGCAUCAGACAGCUGGUCUUACAGUCUGGUAUGUUGGAGCAGGGUGUGGACCGAAUUGUGGCUCAAGUCGUGGAUCCAAAGGUCCAUCACACCUUUCGGCCGCAGGUGGAGCGAGUCGUUCGGAAGUUUCUGUCUCCAAACGGUCACGUGGAAGAGGAGGAGCCACCUGUAGCCCCGCCUCCACCUGCGGAAAACCAGGAAGAUCAGCUGACUGUAGAUAACAGGAAUGAUGCUGCUCCAUCUGGAAGUUCAAGCGCUGAUGUUCAGAAAAAAGAGACCAUCAGAGUUAUUGAUUCAACACAAGACCAAAGAGAGGAGGAGAUGGACAUCAGCAUCACUGAAGAGGAGCACAACACUACAGAGAAGGGAGAGGAGGAGGUGUCUGAGGAGAAGAAUGGAGGAGAAGAGAAAGAUGCAAAGGUGGAGAUGGAGGUGGAGAUAGAGGAGGUGAAGCAGGAGGAGGAGCAGGAACAGGACCAGGGAGACGCUAGAGAGAACAGCAGUAAACCAUCAGUGAAGAUCAGCGAGGAGAACCGAGAAGCUGAAGAUCAGAAACCCUCCAAACAACACAUCAAACUGAAGACCAGAGAGAGACUCAGAGAGGAAUACUCUCUGGAGGAGUCUGACCUGGAGGGUCUGAGUGACAUCACAGUGAGUUCUGUUCACACCAGCGAUCUUUCCUCGUUUGAAGGAGACAGUGAUGAGGAGGAGCCGCUGUCUGAAUCCUCAGAGGAGGGAGAGAUCAGCUCAGAGGGUGAGCGAGGGCAGAAAUCCCCAGCUGGUGAAGACUCUGAGGGCAGUAAAGAGAAGAAGCCACGUGGUGUGAGACAGGGCUAUAUACACAAACCCUUCUUGUACUCCCGUUAUUAUAGCGACUCCGAUGAUGAAGUCACUGUGGAAGAGCGACGCCGCUCUGUGGCCAAAGACAAAGAGGAGCGUUUGUUGAAGCGUCAGCAGAACCGUGAACGUAUGGAGGAGAAACGGCGUCAGAGAGCAGCUCAGACUGAAGAACAGGAUCGGAAGAAACAGGCAUCUGUCUCUACUGAUCAGAACCCUCAGCGACCGCGAGCCAAAGAAGCUCGAAAAGAGAAAAAAGUUCUGGAAAAGAAAGUUGCUCUGAGCAGACAGAGAAAGAUAGACUCCAGAAAAGACGAUGAUAAGAAGAAAAUUGAAGCUGAAGGAGAAUCAGUUAGCAAAGAUGUGAAGGCUGCAGGUCUAAAGUCAGUACGACGACUGUCUGAUAUGGACGAGCAGCGCAAAAAAAAGACGGACAGUGCAAGUGAGGAGAAACUCGCCGACAAAAAACGAGUCCACUCCUUCAUCCUGGAUCUGGAGCUCGGAACAGAGGAACGCCAGAGAACGGUUGGGAAAACCGAGCGGAAUGUUCGGAAAGAUGCGCACUCCAAAGAUAAGGAGCGCAAAGAUAAAGAGAAGGAGAAAGAGCGUGGCGUGUCUGAUGAGCGAGUGAAACACAAACUAAAGACAGAAAGUAAUAAAGGAGGAGACGCCGCUGCCGAUGAGAAAGACGGACAAACGGCGAAAGGAACAGGUGAUGAGAAGAAGGCAUCCAAGUUCAAGCAAGACAGGAAGAGCUCUGUGUCUUCCAGAGAAAGCAAGACGUCUGAAGCUCCGGAUGAGGGAAUCCUGAAGGAUUCCAAGAAAGGAAAGAUGCCCGUGGACACACUCAAAGAGAAGGAGAAACCGAAGGGAGAAAAAAUGGGAGGCAAGAGUGACUCAAAGCUGCUCCGUCAUCUGGACUCCACGGGCUCUUCUGAGGAGAGGUCAGAGGUUGAGGCGGGUUCCGAGGUCAGCCGUAAGAAAGACAAGCACCCUAAAGAGGUUCUGAAGAGGUCAAAGAGUCACACAGACAAGCUCAAGGUGAGAACAGACAGGAAGGACUCUGCGACCGGAGAAAGAGACAAGACUCCACAGAAAUCUGGUUCGGAAACAGACAGCGACAGCCGGAAGGCAGAGGCAGGGACAAAGGUCAAAUCCCUGUCGGAGAAACACCGAUCUAAAUCCAGAGAUGACCUGAAAACCCAGAAUCCCACUGGGGGCAAACCAGACAAGAAAAUUCCAGGCCAGGACACCAAGAGCAAAGUAGGAGCGGCAGGCGUCAGGAAAACCUUGGACGAGCGCGUGUCCAAGAAAAUGAAGGAAGCGAAGGUUGGAAAGAAAACGACGGAGAAGGUGCAGAAAGAUUCAGAGAGGAAGUUAGGUGGGAAGGAGAUUUCGGAAGUGAAGGAGUCUUCCACCAGCGCUCCAAAAACGGGCGAACCCGCUGACCCGAUACGUCCUGCAUCCCCGCCCGCUGUUCCAGACCCUGCCACUGUCUCGAGCACCACACCUCUACCAGACGACCCGUACGGUGCCCUGAGCGACAUCACGCCUGAAUCAGACGAAGAGGAGGCGGUCGUCCAAGAGCCCCGCCCACUGUCAGCAGAGGCCGACGCCCUCUUGAGCCUGAUGGACUUGUGCACCUCGGCUGCAGGAAAUGACAUCACAGCAUCAGCUGUGGGAGAAGAUACAGAGGCAGAUAUGAAGAUGAAAGAAGCGGCGCUCACACUGCUGUCCAUGGAUCCCGAUAUUUCACGCUCUUCGGAUCUUAUCGUCACAGAUUCUCAGGUUGCCAUGGAGAUGACGCCUACCAACCCGCCAUCGGGUGAAACUCUGCUUGGAGGUCCCGAGGAUACAGGAAAUGUGUCGGAAUACUCUGUAUCUGAAAUGGAAAAUAAAGACAAAGUGUCCACCAGCAACACGAUUCACCUGCAGGAUGAACAACAGCAAGACGCAGCUGCAUCUGCUCUUACUUUGGAACCGAUGGAGACAGAGGCCUCCAAUUUACAGGAAGUGACAUCAGAGGUUCGUGAUGAGCAGACAGAGAAAACGGACAAAGAAAGACGCACUGCAGACGCUCCCGGUCUGGAGCAGACACUUACUGCAGUCACAGCAGAGCCUGCACAGACCCAGAUAGCACAUGCAGCCGAAACAGACAUAGCUGAGUCUGCACCGGCCCUUGUUGCAGAUGCAGAUAUGCCUGAGCAGACCCUCACAGCAGACACUGCUGAAUCUGUGCAGACCCUUUCUGCUGCGCAGACCGCCUUUGCAGAUGCAGUUGAGCAUGCACAGACUGUCACCGCAGAUGCUGCAGACUCAUCAAAGACUCCCUCAGCAGACACAGGUGAAACUACGCAGACCCCUUCGGCAGACGCAGCUGAGACUGCGCCAGCCACCUUGGCAGAUGCAGCUGAGUCUGCACAGACCUUGACAGUCGCCGUAGAUGCAGCAGACCCUUUGCAGACUCCCUCCACAGAUAAAACUGAGCCUGCGCAGACCCUUACUGCAGACGCAGCGGAGACUGCGCAGAUUGUCACCACAUAUGCCGCAGACGUUUCGAGGACUCCAUCAGUAGACGCAGCUGAGCCUGCACAGACCACCUCGGCAAACCCAGCUGAGCCUGCGCAGACCCUCUCAACAGAGACAACUGAGCCUGCGCAGACCCUUACUGCAGACAGAGCUGAGACUGCACAGACUCGCAUGGCAGACUCAGCGGAGACUGCGCAGAUUGUCACCGCAGAUGCUGCAGACGCUUCACAGACUCCCUCAGUAGACACAGCUGAGACUACUCGGACUACCUCGGCAAACCCAGCUGAGCCUGCGCAGACCCUCUCAACAGAGACAACUGAGCCUGCGCAGACCCUUACUGCAGACAGAGCUGAGACUGCACAGACUCACAUGGCAGACGCAGCUGAGACUGUGCAAAUUGUCACUGCAGACGUUUCACAGCCUCCCUCAGUAGAUGCAGCUGAGCCUGCGCAGACCCUUACUACAGACAGAGCUGAGCCUGUGCAGACCCUCUCAACAGAGACAACUGAGCCUGCGCAGACCCUUACUACAGACAGAGCUGAGCCUGCGCAGACCCUCUCAACAGAGACAAUUGAGCCUGCGCAGACCCUUACUACAGACAGAGCUGAGACUGCACAGACUCACAUGGCAGACGCAGCUGAGCCUUCGCAGAUCCCUUCUUUAGAUGUAACCGAGUCUGUGCAGACACUUACUGCGGACACAGGCAGCACAACUGUCUCCGACGAACAGGAGCAGCAGAAGUCAGACGCCUCUGAGACGGAGGAGCAGACAGAUGGUGGCACACAGACAGGACGAUCAUCCACUCACAGGACAGCAAAUCAAACGAGAACUGAUGAAGACAAAGAACAAGCCAACAGGAAAGAGGGUGAUGAUGAAGACGAGGAGAGAUCUGAAGUGAGCGGAACUCCACGCAGAGGAAGAUCCUCUAAACCGUCUGACGCUCCACUGAGAGAAACCCGCUCUUCUUCACAGCCGAAAGAGGCGGAGUCAGUCAGAGAGGAGGAGCUAAAAGAGCAGGGUCGCAGGAGUCGACGCACAGCUGCUCAUAUUAAAGACACUCCAACAGUGAAACCUGCACUGAAACGGAAGAGAUCAGACGAGAGUUCAACUUCUGCUAAAGAUUCAGCAGCAGAGGAGAUGAAAGAGGAAGAACCAGAAAAAUCUGCCAAAUACAGACGAGAUGAUGUGAUUUCGUCUGAAGAUCAGGACAUGAUUAAAGCGGAUGAUGAGGAAGAGAAGAAGGAUGAAGAAGAUGCAACUGAGGACAAAGAGGAACCGCAGAGGAAACCGUCCCGCCGCGGACGACCCUCCAAAACCUCCUACAACACAGAUGAGUCGGAUACAGCAGCAUCUGAGAAAAGAGACGGAGGAGAGAAAGACGACGAUGAAGAGGAGACAAAAACAAGAGCGACGACUCGAGCUGCAUCUCGCCUGGAGGCUGAAAAAAAUAAACCGAGUAAACCGUCCACUCGCGCUGUGAGUAAACUCAGCGGAAAAGAAGAGAACUCGCCGAACACACGCUCGGUGAGGGGACGCAAGGGUGAGACCAGUCCUCCGGUUUCUCGCACUCGUGGAGGGCAGAAAUCUGAUGAUCCGCCUUCGAAACGAACCAAACGUUGAACACUUUACUAGUUUAUCAUGUCAAGCUCACCGUCAUUAGUAGCUUUUCACACCAGUGCGUGUUUGAGGGAGUCUCAGAGCGGCUGGAGAAGCAGCAGACGACUGAUGCUCUGAUGUUCUUCGACUGAGAGCUGAACUGUGUAAAUACAAGACUUCACGCUGUAGUUAUAUUCAUUCAUAAAAGUCAGUGUUGUUUGAAGUUUGAAGUUUUAUACCGUUGUGUACUGUGCCCACUCUCCUGUGUGUGUGUGUGUGUGUGUGUGUGUGUGUGUGUGUGUGUGUGUGUUUGUGUGUUUGUGUGUGUGUGUGUGUGUGUGUGUGUGUGUGUUGUUGUCAUGUUGACCAUAAAGAUGCUCAUUCUGUGAAUGUCAUGAGGAUUAUUUUUCCAUUUUAUAUUUUUAUCUUUUACUAUAAAUUCCAGUGCUGAUCUUA
Molecule: messenger RNA, 5716 nt
Organism: Myxocyprinus asiaticus (Chinese sucker)
Lineage: Eukaryota; Metazoa; Chordata; Actinopteri; Cypriniformes; Catostomidae
Gene: bod1l1
Product: biorientation of chromosomes in cell division 1-like 1
Exons: 25
Coding region: 80-5284 (1734 amino acids)
Source: RefSeq, a predicted model, not a curated record